Molecule: messenger RNA, 762 nt
Organism: Vigna radiata var. radiata (mung bean)
Lineage: Eukaryota; Viridiplantae; Streptophyta; Magnoliopsida; Fabales; Fabaceae
Exons: 3
Coding region: 46-399 (117 amino acids)
Source: RefSeq, a predicted model, not a curated record
AUUCAUAAAAACUUUAACAUGAAAGCAUCUCACCGAUUAUCAUAAAUGUUUAAAGAUGCUCGGAUCGCAAGACAACACCCUCAUUGGGUGGGGGAGCACAUAUGGAAUUCAUUGUUGGCGCAUUGGAAUACGCCACAGUACCGCAUUAAAUGUGCUAUCGCCCAGAAAAUAAGGGCAUCAGAAAAGGUGGUGUACUGCAUACUGGAGGAUCCAUCACUACACAUGAACAUGCGAUUCGUAUGGCAGCGGAGCUUGGACGGGCCGUUCAUGUCGAUGAGGUCUUUACACAGACUCAUAUUCUCAAGGGGAUUGACGAAUAUGUUGAUGAGAGGUCUCACAAGACCAUUAUUUUUCUGCGAGAUUGACAUAGGCAAGACCAGAGGGGGGAUCUGGUCCUAAUGGUAACUCUAGAGUAGAUGCAGACGAAGAAAUGAUCAUGACCCAAUGCUGGGUUGAUACCAUCAGGGGAAAGAAGAAAGGAUGGCUGUAUGGGGUAGGACAACUUGCCUCUCAUUAUACUGUUGGAAGAGGAGGCAUAUUCAGACAUCAACCAUAUACCUCUAGCACAUUUGACCCCAACAAUGUCGUUAGUAAAGACGCUUAUGAUUCACUUGUAGCCAGAUUUGAAAAUCUGGUUAGGACAUUGGUACCUCCACAAGGACAUACCGCCCCAUCAUCAUCCCAGCAACCAUGCCCACCUUAGCAACCAUGUCCACCUCAACAGCCUCCCCAGACCAUACCUCUUCAAGACGAUGAUUCUGA